This is a messenger RNA of Spinacia oleracea (spinach), 2159 nucleotides long. Its product is annotated as pathogenesis-related protein 1B-like. Lineage: Eukaryota; Viridiplantae; Streptophyta; Magnoliopsida; Caryophyllales; Amaranthaceae. Bases 43 to 516 code for a protein of 157 amino acids. The transcript has a single exon. The record is from RefSeq and is a predicted model, not a curated record.
GCAUUAUAUCUCACAAAUAACACAACACAAAAUUAAGUAAAAAUGAAGUUAUCAUUUCUUUAUCUUUUUUGUGCCAUUUUAGCCACCACCACCGCUGCUGACGAAAACCAAAAACAGUUCCUAGACGUGCACAACGCCGCCCGUGCGCAAGUCGGUGUGCCACCCCUUAAAUGGAACACCACCCUUGUGACGUUCGCGCAAAACCUGGCCGACAAAGUCAAGCAAACAGCCGAUGACCUGGUGAAGUCCGGUAGCCCUUACGGCGAGAACAAGGCCGCCGGCUACGGCGCUUUUUCGACGGUUGAUGCGGUUAACCAGUGGGUGGCGGAGAAACAAAACUAUGAUCAUAAUUCAAAUGUUUGUUUGAAGGGUAAAGAAUGUAAACAUUAUAAACAGGUGGUUUGGAAGGACAGUUUAUCUGUUGGGUGUGCUAGUAUUAUUUUUGGUGCUGGUUGGCCUUUUGUUGUUUGUGAAUAUUAUCCACCUGGCAACGUUCCUGGUAAAUUGCCUUAUUAAUAACGGAUUUUUCAUGAAAUACCCCUGAAUUUUUGCAAAAUUCACCAAAUGCCCCUCGACUUUCAGAAAUUCACCAAAUGCCCUUCACUUUUUUAACAAAUACACCAGAUACCCUUAUUUAUGAACUUAAUGCACAAGAUGCCCUUAAUGACAAUUUUCCGUUAGCUCCGUUAACUUUUCCGUUAAGUUUCUCCUUAACUAAACUAAUUAACUCCUAAUUAACCUAAUUAACUAUUUAAAAAAAAAAAAAAUUCCAACCCAAAGUAGGAGGAUUGUCUUGAAAGUCAAAACUGUAAACAUAGUUCAAGCUUGAAGCUUUCACCUUCGUCUUCCCCAGCACCACAAACUAGUUAGAUUAGACUAACCCCCUCACUCAUUCUCUUUCUCUCUCCUUUUUCCUCUUUUCUUUGCCUCCAUUUUCUUGAACCCUUUAACUAUGAAUCUAUGAUCAACCCCUUGAAUUUAAUUCAACACUUAUUCCAGAAGAAAAAUUGUUCUUCAAACCCCACCUUACCAUACUCUUCUUCCUUUUCUCUUUAUCUCACCUCCUCACCUCGGUUUCAUCAUGGAAAAAAGACGAGUUUCACAAUUGUAAUCAAACCCAAUUUUGCAAUCGACCUCACUCUCGAAAACCCAAUUCAUGCUUGUUAAUCUCCACCGAUAUUGGAAUCUCUGACAGCAAUCUUGUUGCGAAGUUGAUCUCCAAAACCCCACCUCAAACUAAUCAAGUUUCUACGAAUUUUUUGAAUUCUUCGAAUCAGGAAGAUGGGGUUGAAGAUCUUGUUCAAAAACCCUUGAUUUUCUUUAUCAAAUGGUUACUGGUUAGAUUAAAAAUUGGGGAUUGAUCGAAGAAUGGAAUACCCAAGUAGGCAAUUAAUUGAUCUUCAGAUUUCAAUGGUGAGGAGAAGAGGAAGAAUGAAGGGGGGAGGAGAGAGAUUGAGCGGCGACGAAUGGAAGGGCGCGCCAGCGGGUGGUGGUAAAGGCAGUUGGCAAGGGCUCGUAGAGGUGGUGGUGGUGAAGAUAAGAGGAGAGAGGAAUAAGGGGUAGUGAAGGGGAGGAAGAGAGAGAAAGGGGAUGACCAUGAUGGUGAGCUACCAUGGCUGCCAUGGUUUUCAUCUGGGAGUAAGAAUGGAAGAUGGUGAGAACAAAACAUAAGGGGAAAAAAAUAAAGGAAAAUAAGUUUUUUUUGACUUUUUAUUUUUAAAUUUAAUUAGGUUAAUUAGAUAAAUAUGGAUUAAUAGAGUUAAUUAGGGUAAAGUUGACGAAAAUCUAACGGAAUUGACAGAAAAUACUCAUUAAGGGUAUCUGGUGUAUUUGUUAAAAAGUGGAGGGCAUUUGGUGAAUUUCUGAAAGUCGAGGGGCAUUUGGUGAAUUUUUUUAAAAUUCAAGGGUAUUUCAUGAAAAAUCCGUAUUAAUAAUUGGAUCGGAUUGGGCUGGACUAGACUCAACCAUCAGCCUAAAAUUACAGUUUUGGGGUGACCUACAAUAACCCAAAAAAUGAUUUUAGUUAGAAUGUGAUUUUAGUUAGUUUUGGAUCAUAUUGUAGUUCAUCACCUUAUGGCAUGGGUUUCUAAUUAGAUGAAUUAAUAAUGAGAUUGAAUAAUAAUAAUAAAAAAAAAAAAGGUUUUAAUUUUAUGAAUGAA